AUGCCCCCCAGCGACGUGACAUCCCUGCUGCACCUCAAGGCCGGCGCCACGAAGGAGGCCGACAUGAUCGCCAUCGGGCUGCAGGAGGUCAACUCCAAGUUGAACAAGCGCCUCAAGGAUGCCCUCUUCACCGACCAGUGGAGCGAGCUCUUCAUGGACGUCUUGAGCCCCUUCUCCUUUGUCCUGGUGAGCACAGUGCGCAUGCAGGGCUUGUUCCUGCUCCUGUUCGCCAAGUACCAGCACCUGCCCUUCCUGCGGGACAUCCAGACGGACUGCACCAGGACGGGGCUUGGCGGCUGCUGGGGCAACAAGGGCGGCGUGAGCGUGCGGCUCUCCGUCUUCGGCCACAUGGUCUGCUUCCUCAACUGCCACCUGCCCGCACACCUGGAGAAGGCCGAGCAGCGCAAGCAGGACUUCGCCACCAUCCUGCACAUGCAGCAGUUCGAGGGGCGCGCGGCCAACGGCAUCCUGGACCACGACCUCGUGUUCUGGUUCGGGGACCUCAACUUUCGCAUCGAGAGCCUCGACAUCCGCUUUGUCAAGUACGCCAUCGACAGCAACAUCCUGAGCCAGCUCUGGGAGAAGGACCAGCUGAACAUUGCCAAGAGCACCUGGCCCGUCCUGAGCGGCUUCCAGGAGGGACCCCUGAACUUCCCCCCCACAUUCAAGUUUGACGUGGGCACCAACAAGUACGACAGCAGCGUCAAGAAGCGCAAGCCAGCCUGGACGGACCGUAUCCUCUGGAAGAUCAAGGCCCCAGGCGCCGGGUGCCCGCCGGGCCGGGGCAGCCUGGCCCUGAGCCAGCUCUGCUACUGCAGCCACAUGGAGUACACUGUGAGCGACCACAAGCCCGUGGCCGCCGUCUUCGCCGUGCAGUUUGCUUCCAAGGCGGACAGCCCCGCUGUGGAGAUCUGUGUGGCUGAGGAGUGGAGCCGGCCCGAGCAGGCGGUGGUCAGGUACAGGAUGGCCACCGGCUUCCACCGCAGCUCCUGGGACUGGAUCGGCCUCUACCAGGUGGGUUUUCGGCAUCCCAAAGACUACGUGUCCUAUGUGUGGGCCAGGAGCGAGGAAGACGACUGCAGUGUGGAGAAGCAGGCGUGGGCGCAGGGCCGCCGCGGCCUCGUCCCCCACCUCCCCGCCAUCCCCCUGCCCAAGCAGGAGCCCGGCACCCGCGGCGCCAGGGCCAAGGACGUGGCGCUGGCGGCGGAGGGCCGGAAUGGCGGCGCCAGCUAUGUGACGCCGUGGGAGCAGUGCGGCCUCUGGCAUGUCGCUGGGGACACCUUCCUGGCCAGGGCUGACCCUAGGACCCUGGGCCUGCUGCCUGCUCUGCGCUUGGAGCCACUGGACCCCGCUGCGGGCCUGCGCAGGGAGAGCGUGGACCAAGGCCCCCCGUACAGGAAGACGAGCCCCAGCAGCCCCCUCGGGGACCCCGCGGGCACCUCUCCGAGGGACGAGGAGCUGGCGCCGGGGGAUGGGGCUUGA
Tinamus guttatus (white-throated tinamou) is the source of this 1482-nucleotide messenger RNA. The record is from RefSeq and is a predicted model, not a curated record. NCBI's taxonomy places the organism in Eukaryota, Metazoa, Chordata, Aves, Tinamiformes, Tinamidae.